ACCUCUAACCUUGAUGAUUGUCUGGCCUAUGAUGACGACCACACAGCGCGGGCUGUAUAUAAUCAUUUCAUUCUCACUUGUUUUUGAGUAUUUCUUCAUUCAGACGUUUCUCUUUUUCUUCCUUUUUUCCCCGCCAAGAUGCACAAUCCAAACGCCGAUUAUUUCAAAUUCCCCAGUCUACCCUGGAUGAUCAACAUUUUGGGUUGGUUCUGGUACGGCACUUACUUCACGGUCUUCGCACCCCAUCUAAUACCAGUCCGAUGGUUGGGUCCAGCCGGAACCUGGAUAACACUGACGCACACUUACUACCCCUUCUUCGGAAAAUUCGUAUUGGUCUCGGCUACAAGUGCACAUAUCUGCGAGGCAUUUUACAGUUUGUACCUGUGUAAGAAGAAGGGCAUCAUGGGUCAAGCUCGGGUCAAAUGGUUCCUGUCGACCGCCAUCUUCGGAGGAGCAUCUCUGUACGAACUGGUCACCUUCAAGCCGCAACUGGACGUGCACGCGGACUAAGCCAGCUGACAAAA
This is a messenger RNA of Patiria miniata (bat star), 524 nucleotides long. RefSeq names its product transmembrane protein 254-like. The transcript is spliced from 4 exons. The record is from RefSeq and is a predicted model, not a curated record. NCBI's taxonomy places the organism in Eukaryota, Metazoa, Echinodermata, Asteroidea, Valvatida, Asterinidae. Bases 139 to 510 code for a protein of 123 amino acids.